GUGUUUUUUAUUGAUGAUGUAAUGAAUUUGAAUUGCUUGUUCUAAUUUGUAUUAUUUUAUUAUUAAAAACAGAUUAAGACGUUACUUUAAUAACAGUUGGCGAUUUAAAAUAAAUGGAUUAAAUUUGCGAAUUUACGGCUGUUAAGUUUUUGUUAUCUUAAACUUGCCUAUCAAUGAAGGAGCGAUUGUUGUUAUGUUGGUUUUUGUUCUUGCUUGUGGCUUGGGUCUGUGCAGAAAAAAAAGACUCUAAAGAAGAUGAAGAAGAUAAUUAUGACCUAAAGACAGAAGUAAAAAAACGUGAACACACAGCUAGUCGUGUGUUUCAGUUGAUUAAUGAAGCAGCUAUGGAAAUUGUCGGAGCUCCUGAUCUAACAAAAGAAAAGCCUAUGAACUUAGAAGAUGAUCAGUCAGCAGAUCAGUCAAAAAGUUAUGAUUUAGACAGUAGUGAAAACUUACAACUUAUUAAGUUCCCUACUGAUGGAUUGUUUACUUAUUGGGCCGAUUUGUCCAAUGAUGAUAUAAGUUUACAAAGUUUAAGUGAAAAUUCUGAUGACAAUGAUGUUGAAUUAGAAUGGAAAGAACCAACAACAAAUGCUGUCAAUAUACCUAAUGAAGAAGUACAAACAUUAUAUCAAACUGGUUUACGAAAAUUAAAGUCUACACGUGGUGAUAAUUUGGAAGCAUAUGAUUACUUUUACAAAGCGAGUUUAUUAGGACAUGAAGAAGCAAAGGCAAAGUAUGCGUUUGCUUUAUUAUUUGGUUUAAAAUUCAAGCAAAAUAUUGCUGGUGCUUAUGAAAUAUUUAAUGAAUUAUCUGAAAAAGGAAACCCUGAUGCUCAUCUCGGUAUGGGCUUUUUGUAUGCUGUUGGUCUGCAUGUUCAUGUAAGCCAACCAAAAGCACUUGUACAUUAUGUAAUGGCUGCUGUUGGUGGUAAUGUUCUUGCACAGUUAGCUUUGGGCUACCGUUAUUUUGCUGGAGCUACUGUGGCGUACAGUUGUGAGAAAGCAUUAGAAUUUUACAAAUUUGUUGCUAAUAAUGUUGCCAAUGAGUUAUCCUUAUCUGGUGGCCCUCUUGUUCAACGUAUAAAACUAAUGGAAGAGAUGGAUAAUCCUAAUUAUAACAGUGGCAUUGUCGAUUCGGAUUUAUUGGACUACUAUAAAAUGUUAGCUAAUAAAGGAGAUACACAAGCACAAGUGGGAUUAGGCCAGUUGUACUUACAAGGUGGUAGAGGUGUACCAAUAGAUAUACAAACAGCCCAAUACUACUUCCAAAAAGCAGCAGAGAAUGGUAACGCUCUUGCAUACGGUUUCCUUGGAAAGAUUUAUUUAGAAGAACGUGAUGAUGCAGAACCCGAUUAUGAAAAAGCGUUGGAAUACUUUUAUAAAGCAGCUAAAUUGAAAAAUCCUGUUGGGCAGAGUGGUCUAGGUUUCAUGUAUUUAAGUGGUCUCAAGGUGACUCAAGAUUAUUCAGAGGCUUUAAAUUGGUUUACGUUAGCUGCAGAGCAGGGUUGGGUCGAAGGGCAUUUAUAUGUUGGAAUGAUUUACUACAAGGGUUUGGGUGUCAAGCGAGACUACAAAUUAGCCAUUAAAAACUUUGGUUUAGCAUCAAAAUCAGGAAAUUUGUUGGCUUAUUACCAUAUGGCACAAAUGCAUGCAACUGGUAUUGGUGUAUUGCGUUCAUGUCCUACGGCUCUUGAGUUGUUUAAAAAUGUAGCAGAACGUGGUAAAUGGGGUAGCUAUUUAAUGCAUGCGUACAAUGCAUAUAAAGAAAAUGACUUUAAAGAAUCGUUUGUACUGUACUCGUUUUUGGCAGAACUAGGAUAUGAAGUUGCACAAAGUAACACUGCAUUUAUAUUAGACCGAGGUGAUAUAAACUUGUGGGAAUCUGAAAAAGAACGUUAUGUUCGUGCAAUGAUGUAUUGGAGCCGAUCUGGAGCCCAAGGAUAUGCAGCAGCACAAUUAAAGCUAGGCGAUUAUCAUUAUUAUGGUCUUGGUACUAAAGUUGACUAUGAAAUGGCUGCCAACUAUUAUAGACAGGCAUCCGAACAGCAUCACAAUGCCCAAGCAAUGUUUAAUUUGGGCUACAUGCAUGAGAUGGGACUAGGAAUGGAACAAGAUAUUCAUUUGGCUAAAAGAUGUUAUGACAUGGCUGCCGAGACUAGCUUAGAUGCAAAAGUUCCUGUAUUUUUAGCUCUAGCUAAAUUAAACCUAUUGCAUACUUUUGGCCAUUAUUAUAAUGAAAUUUCUAAUAUCAUGACAAUAUUAUCCAACGACAUUGCUGUUCCAAUAGGUUUUAGUUGGGAUUUAUACUUGAUAGCUGUAUUAUUUGCGCUACUUUCAUACAUAAUAUAUUUACGAAGACCUAAUAGACAAGUACAAAAUACGUGAUGAAUGAGAUACAGUAUACAGUCAAACACACAUUUUAAUAAAAAUGUUUUUUCCCAAUAACUAGAAUUACUAGAAAAUUUCUUGUAAGACUGUACUGAGUAAUGAAAUAAGGUGGGAUGAUUUUUUUUUUAUCAAAAAUGUUGUUUAAUAUUUAUUAUCCUAUCAACUUACUGAUUAACGAGAAAUUUAAUAUAUACAUUUGAGUAUGUAUAUAAUUUUAGAAACCUUAAUUCUAACAUUAAUUUUGGUAGUAAUGUAAUUUUAUAUUUUGUUUACCAAAAAAUGUAAAAAUUAAUACAAGAGUAAUUUAAAAAACCUAUAAAAUGUUAUAAGCCUAUAUGUUUUUUUU
Molecule: messenger RNA, 2736 nt
Organism: Adelges cooleyi (spruce gall adelgid)
Lineage: Eukaryota; Metazoa; Arthropoda; Insecta; Hemiptera; Adelgidae
Gene: Hrd3
Product: protein sel-1 homolog 1
Exons: 13
Coding region: 174-2387 (737 amino acids)
Biological process (GO): ERAD pathway
Cellular component (GO): endoplasmic reticulum membrane
Molecular function (GO): protein binding
Source: RefSeq, a predicted model, not a curated record